This is a messenger RNA of Cyclopterus lumpus (lumpfish), 627 nucleotides long. RefSeq names its product tartrate-resistant acid phosphatase type 5-like. NCBI's taxonomy places the organism in Eukaryota, Metazoa, Chordata, Actinopteri, Perciformes, Cyclopteridae. The record is from RefSeq and is a predicted model, not a curated record.
AUGACGUAUUUUAAACGUGAAAAGCACAUUAACAAUGAAGUCCUAAUAGUUGGUCAUCCACAGCACACCUUUGAAAGGUCUUCUCUCAGCCCUCUGCUGGACAUCUCAUGGUACCUGAUUACUGGAAACCACGACCACAAGGGCAACAUCUCAGCUCAGAUGGCCUACUCAUGGAAUUACCCAGGUCUAUAUUAUGAUCUCCAGUAGAGCCAGCCUUCAGGACCAAAGAACCCCAGAGACGCAGAUCAACACUGGAACUGGAUCAGGUCUAAACUGGCCCGCAGCAGGCGAGCUGCCAUGAAGUGGCACAUUAUAGAGAGACUAAAAAACAUCAGCCAUAAGCAUUUCAUCAAAGAGCAUGAUGGGAGCUCGUAUGUCGUCAGUGGGAGUGGCUCGUCAGCCACCACUCACAGGGACAGUGUUCCUCUCUCCUGGCAGCUCUACUCCAGUCCUGUCAACACAGCAGGAGGCGUGGCUUACUUCCAGGUCACUGAGCAUCAGAUGACGGUCAGUUUCAUGCAGACUGAUGGGAGAUGUGUUUACCAGGCCUGUCAUCCACAGUGGUUCCUUCUGAUGGAGCAUCCAGGGAACUACGGCUUCACUAGAGGAACAGUGUGUAACGUUUAG